UGAUUUUGCAUUUCCAGGGGGAGAACUGUUAGUAAACAAAACAGUUCUCCUCCCUGUCAGCUCCUGCACACUGCUUUGCAUGGCUGUGCACAGCAGAGCCAUGCAAAGCAGUGUGCUUACAGUGAGGCACAAACACAGAAUUUCAUGUAAAACGGCACACAGCUAACUCUUUUAUCGCCCCAGAUGUUAACCUCUUCAUGCCCAGUGCAAUUAAUACAGUGCCAGCACUUUUUAUUAGCACUGAUCACUGUAUUGAUGUCACUGGGGAUGUCAGUGACACCAUAUCAGUUCCCCCCCAGUGUCAGAAUGUCCUUCGCAGUCCCACUAUAA
Messenger RNA from Staurois parvus, 330 nucleotides. The record is from the annotation of a GenBank genome assembly. Lineage: Eukaryota; Metazoa; Chordata; Amphibia; Anura; Ranidae.